Molecule: messenger RNA, 979 nt
Organism: Musa acuminata AAA Group (dessert banana)
Lineage: Eukaryota; Viridiplantae; Streptophyta; Magnoliopsida; Zingiberales; Musaceae
Exons: 4
Coding region: 47-724 (225 amino acids)
Biological process (GO): termination of RNA polymerase II transcription
Cellular component (GO): nucleus; mRNA cleavage and polyadenylation specificity factor complex
Molecular function (GO): RNA polymerase II CTD heptapeptide repeat phosphatase activity
Source: RefSeq, a predicted model, not a curated record
GGAGUGGGGGGACGAGAGGGAUAGUGAGAGGGGAGAGAGGUGAGGGAUGGGGACGACGCGGCGGUACGCGAUGGUGUGCUCGUCGAACCAGAACCGGAGCAUGGAGGCGCACGCGCUGCUGAAGCGCCAGGGCUUCGACGUUUCUUCCUACGGGACUGGGGCGCACGUCAAGCUCCCCGGCCCCUCGCUGCGGGAGCCCAACGUCUACGACUUCGGCACCCCCUACAAGUUCAUGCACGAUGAACUCCGCCGCAAAGACCCCGACUUGUACAAGCGAAAUGGGAUACUGCCGAUGCUCAAGAGGAACCUCGGGGUCAAGAAUGCGCCGCAGCGGUGGCAGGACAACGCGGCUGAUGGCUGCUUCGACGUCGUUAUGACCUUCGAGGAGAAGGUCUUCGAUACCGUCAUCGAAGAUCUUAAUAAUCGGGAACAGAAGGUGAUAAGAAGUGUUCUGAUAAUCAACUUGGAAGUAAAAGAUAACCAUGAAGAAGCUGCCACUGGUGCCAAGCUCGCUUUAGAUUUAUGUCAAGAUAUGGAGAUUUGCAAUAUCAUUAAGCUAAUAAGAGAUAUAUGGUGGUGCAGAUUGAAUCUGCAGACUGCUGGGAGGAUGCAAUCGAUGACAUUGUUGUUGCAUUUGAGAGACAACAGAAGCGAAAACUACUCUACACCAUCUCAUUCUAUUAGAUGUGUAGUGGGUCUAUUAAACCUUCUGAAAGUGUAUUAGGUUGGCCGAAAUGAAAAGAAGAUUAAUCCUUAUCUCUUGCCUAAAUUUUGUUGGUUUUCAUGUAGUAGAACAUUCACAGCAUGACCCCUUGGUCCGGUAGGGUUCAGGUAGACCGAGCUAGGUUACAUCCAGCUACUUGUACAACAGACUGAUACGGUUUCACUUGGCCUGGGGGGAUGUGUUUGUACUUGUACUAUUUUCUGUUCUUGGGAUGACCCAAUUAUAUAAAAGAUUAUCUUAUAAGUUGCUAUGAAA